This is a messenger RNA of Astyanax mexicanus (Mexican tetra), 507 nucleotides long. It is a transcript of the gene rpl28, whose product is annotated as ribosomal protein L28. Lineage: Eukaryota; Metazoa; Chordata; Actinopteri; Characiformes; Acestrorhamphidae. Gene Ontology annotation, cellular component: ribosome; cytosolic large ribosomal subunit. The coding region runs from base 45 to 458 and encodes 137 amino acids. The transcript has 6 exons. Gene Ontology annotation, biological process: translation. Gene Ontology annotation, molecular function: structural constituent of ribosome. The record is from RefSeq and is a predicted model, not a curated record.
UGUCCCUUUCUCUCUCUCUUCCUCCGCUGAGAAGGAACGCCAUCAUGUCGUCUCACCUGCAGUGGAUGGUAAUCAGGAACAACUCCAGUUUCCUCAUCAAGAGGAACGGACAGACCUACAGCACUGAGCCAAACAACCUGAAAGCCAGGAAUGCUUUCCGUUUCAAUGGUCUCGUUCACCGCAAGACUGUUGGAAUUGAGCAGGCUGCUGAUGGCAAGGGCAUAGUCGUCAUCCUAAAGAAACGUGCAGGUCACCGUAAACCUGUUAAACUGUACGAGAAGAUUACAAUCAACAAGAACUCUCGCACCACACUCAACCGCUUGAGAAACAUCAUUCGCAAAAACAACUACAGGAAGGAUCUCCGUAUGGCUGCUCUGAGGCGUGCUAGUGCCAUUCUGAGGAGUCAGAAACCCGUAGUGGUGAAGAAGAAGCGUUCCAGAGCCACCAAGAGCGCAUAAAUGCACACUUCACACUCAGUCUGACUUAAUAAAAUGUUUUGGUCAAAUA